AUGGCGAAUGAUGAUAAUUGGGAUGAAGAUGAGUUCAUUACAGAUGCAUGCAUUUUAGGUGCUGUGGUAGCCAUUAGUGAACUGACAUAUGCCGUGCCACGUCAAAAGUGUUGGACUUCUCAAUUGUCUGGUCAUAAAUGGAUAACAGAUUUACUUCGAGGUAAUCGAAUCAAAUCGUUAUCUAUAUUGAGGAUGGAAAAACGUGUCUUCCUUGAUUUGUGUAAUGAAUUGUCAACAAAGUACGGAUUAGUGGCAUCACGUAACGUUGGAUUGAGAGAGAUGGUUGCCAUGUUCAUAUAUAUCAUUGCACAAGGGGUUAGUACUAGGGCAGUGCAAGAUCGCUUUCAACAUUCCGGUGAGACAAUUCAUCGUCAAUUUCACAAAGUGUUGGAAAGCAUAAUAAGAAUGUCCAGGGAUAUUAUAAAGCCUAGAGAUCCCGAGUUUAGUGCCACUCCUCGGCAAAUCGCAGAAAUGACAAGUUUAAUCCUUUUUUUAAAGAUUGCAUUGGGGCAAUUGAUGGUACACACAUAGCUGCAGUUGUGCCUCCUGAAGAACGUAUUCCAUAUAUUGGGAGGAAAGGAGUGACGACCCAGAAUGUUAUGGCAGUAUGUGAUUUCGACAUGCUAUUCACGUUUGUGUGUGGUGGAUGGGAAGGGUCGGCGCAUGAUUCACGGAUAUUCAAUAAAGUUUUAACAGAUGUACAUAGCAAUUUCCCUCACCCUCCCACAGGGAAGUACUACUUAGUUGAUGCCGGAUAUCCAAAUCAGAGGGGAUACCUUGCGCCAUAUAAAGGGCAGAGAUACCACCUAGAGGUCUUUCGUAAUGGCCCACAAGCAUCAGGCCCCCGAGAAGCAUUCAAUCAUGCGCAUUCUUCCCUACGAAGUGUGAUUGAGCGUACAUUUGGUGUAUUAAAGAAGAAAUGGUUGAUCUUAACUCGGAUGCCGUCAUAUAAAUUUGACACUCAGAUAAAGAUUGUUGUUGCAUGCAUGGCAAUACACAACUUUAUUCGAAUGAACGUAAUUGAAGAUGAAGAUUUCCUCGCAUAUGGUAAUGAAUCGGUGGUCAUUGGAAAUGACGACGACUUUGGUACUCCGAUGGAAAAUGGGGAUCCCUUACAGUUGAAUGAAGAUUUAGAGAUGACCACUUUACGCGAUAUGAUUGCAGUCGAGUUAUAUGAUUUGUAAUGCAACAUAAGCAAAUUUGUAUUUCGUUUUUAAGUAGAUUAUAUAUAAAUUAGA
This is a messenger RNA of Tripterygium wilfordii, 1238 nucleotides long. RefSeq lists its product as uncharacterized. The transcript has 2 exons. The record is from RefSeq and is a predicted model, not a curated record. Bases 600 to 1184 code for a protein of 194 amino acids. Lineage: Eukaryota; Viridiplantae; Streptophyta; Magnoliopsida; Celastrales; Celastraceae.